This is a messenger RNA of Rhodamnia argentea, 539 nucleotides long. RefSeq names its product ribosomal protein S19, mitochondrial-like. Bases 118 to 399 code for a protein of 93 amino acids. Gene Ontology annotation, molecular function: RNA binding; structural constituent of ribosome. Gene Ontology annotation, cellular component: ribosome; cytosolic small ribosomal subunit. The record is from RefSeq and is a predicted model, not a curated record. Lineage: Eukaryota; Viridiplantae; Streptophyta; Magnoliopsida; Myrtales; Myrtaceae. Gene Ontology annotation, biological process: translation; ribosomal small subunit assembly. The transcript has 2 exons.
UCUGCUCUGUCUCUCUGAACUCAGCUUCCUCAUUGCUGCAGUCCUGUCUAAGCCGCGCCAUCGCCGUAGCCGUCGCCGUCUCCGUGGGACUCAAGGGCGCGAACCGAAAGCGAAGCAAUGGGGCGAUCCUUAUGGAAGGGCAUCUUCGUCGACGCGUUCCUCUCGAAGAUCAAGGACAGGAAAGACCUCCUCGCGAACAAGAAGGUCUGGUCGCGCCGGUCCUCCAUCUUGCCGGAGUUCGUCAACACCACCGUGCGGAUCUACAACGGGAAGAACUUCGUUCGCUCGAAGAUCACCGAGGACAAGGUCGGCCACAAGUUCGGCGAGUUCGCUCUCACGCGGAAGCGGAAGAUUCACAGAGCGAACACCGCGCCGGCCAAGAAGGGAGGCAAGAAGUAGAGUCCGACUGGGUAAUGAUCCGUUUCCGGUUCCCAUUAAGACUCUGGUUUACAUUCAAAUUGGGUUGGGAAUGAUUAGGGCCAACGAUGAAAGAGAUGGAAAUCUGGAAUUAAAUGAAUGGGAAGUAGUAGAUUGGAAAA